Monodelphis domestica (gray short-tailed opossum) is the source of this 1912-nucleotide messenger RNA. RefSeq lists its product as uncharacterized. Lineage: Eukaryota; Metazoa; Chordata; Mammalia; Didelphimorphia; Didelphidae. Gene Ontology annotation, cellular component: nucleus. The record is from RefSeq and is a predicted model, not a curated record.
UUCCUGCACAAGAAGGAGAACCCGGUGACCAUGGCGGUGGCCUCCUCCUUCCCGGGGCUCCUGCUCCCGGACCUCGUCCUGCUGGCCCGGCCCGUCCAAAGCAAGAAGCAGCCUCCGCGGCUGGAGCUCACCAGGCUGCUGCCGGCACAGCUGGUCCGCCUGUUUGUCCACAGCGAGGCCGGAUGGAGGCUGAAGCUCCGCCUGGCCUCCGGCCGCAGUUUCUACCUGAGGCUGGUGGCCGAGCCGGCCGAGGGCUGCCUCCUGUUCAACCGCUGGCGCUUCCUGAUCUUCCUGAUGCAGGGGCCCAUCCCGGCCUGGGCCCGGAGCCCCGACGAGCAGGCCGCCCAGGACGAGAGCGCCCCGAUGUCCGCAGCGGAGGCCCCCCCCAAACGGAAGGAGGUGGCCUUCCCUCCCCAGUACCCCGUCCCGAGGACCAAGGGGAGCCCGGGCUGGACCUGGGACAAAGCACUGCACUACCCUGGGCCGCUCUCCCAACUGAUGGACCAGCAGAGCGCCCCGGCCCUCCCGGAAGUGAUGUCGAGAGCGGAAGCCGCCCCCAUGUCCUUCCGGUCCCAGCAGAAGCUCCCAGUCAGGAGAGAAGAGCAGCAGAAAUCAGAGCCCACCCUUUUCAGGAGGAGCACCCCGGGGAGCCUAGUGGAAGUGGAAGGGCAGCCGAGAGUCACCAUCCGGACUCUGUUCUCCACAAUUUCCGGGUCUCACCUGUCUAAGGCUGCCUCACCAGCGGAGACGUCCUCUUCAGGGCCCUCCAGGCCACCCUCCCAAGAGCACCCCCAGGAGCCGGGCACUGCCAACAAGCUGCCGCUCCCCCAAGAGCAGCCGCAGCCCCAGGAGCUCCCCCAAGAGCAGCCGCAGCCCCAGGAGCUCCCCCAAGAGCAGCCGCAGCCCCAGGAGUUCCCCCAAGACCAGCCGCAGCCCCAGGAGCUCCCCCAAGACCAGCCGCAGCCCCAAGAGCUCCCCCAAGACCAGCCGCAGCCCCAGGAGCUCCCCCAAGACCAGCCGCAGCCCCAGGAGCUCCCCCAAGACCAGCCGCAGCCCCAGGAGCUCCCCCAAGAGCAGCCGCAGCCCCAGGAGCUCCCCCAAGACCAGCCGCAGCCCCAGGAGCUCCCCCAAGAGCAGCCGCAGCCCCAAGAGCUCCCCCAAGACCAGCCGCAGCCCCAGGAGCUCCCCCAAGAGCAGCCGCAGCCCCAGGAGCUCCCCCAAGACCAGCUGCAGCCCCAGGAGCUCCCCCAAGACCAGCUGCAGCCGCAGCCCCAAGAGGGCCCCCAAGAGAGGCGCCAUUCCAAGAGGCACCACCACCACUCAAAACACCACCACCACCAUUCAAAAUGGCAGCAGCUCCCCCAAGAGCAGCCACAGCCCCGAAGGCUGUGCAAAUGCCCGAGCAUGCAGGAGCCGCCACUGCGGGUUAAGGUUCGGGAAACCUUAGGGGAGCCCAGAACACUGGCCGAAGGUCUUUUAAAAAAAAUUGAGGCCUGGGAUGCCUGGCGGUUCGGGUGGGUCCGCUGCCAGCCUCCGGAAGCCGCCGGGGUCGCCACAGAGCAGCCCAAGGACAACCCGAGGGACGGUCCGGAGCCCACCCAGGCCUCACAGCCCUGCGCCAGUUUCAAGGCUCUGAGGAAGGCUAUCCAGAAGCCACCGAGCUGGCUCACCAGAGCAUGGCAACAGGGCAAAAAGGUGGUCUGCACCUGUACCAGGGGCUCCAGCUAAUCCCCUGCCCAGGCCACCUAACUGCAUUAGAUUUUUUUUUUUAUUUUUUUAAAAUAUAUUUUAUUUGAUUAUUUCCAAGCAUUAUUCAUUAAAGACAUAGAUCAUUUUCUUUUCCUCCCCCCACCCCCACCCCCCAUAGCCAAUGCGUAAGUCCACUGGUUAUUACAUGUUUUCUUGAUUUGAA